Molecule: messenger RNA, 814 nt
Organism: Theobroma cacao (cacao)
Lineage: Eukaryota; Viridiplantae; Streptophyta; Magnoliopsida; Malvales; Malvaceae
Source: RefSeq, a predicted model, not a curated record
CAUCACAAUUGCUUCAAGAGUAAUUCCUCAUACCCUACAUGAGGUCGAGACUCGAGUGCCAAUACAUUAUUGCAUAGUUGCAUCUUAGUCCAGAGAAUUUAUGGAUCACGAAGCAUAUAAUAGACCAAUCAGAUGCUGCAAAAAGCUUUACCCUUCCUCACUUCACUACACAACUUUCUUUCAGCUCUCCGACUUUUCGGGAACAUUCGCGUAAUCAGGACCAUCGGAUGAGCAUCGUAGGGUGGGGGAUUGCAGAAAUGGGUUGUAGAAGUCGACGAGAAUGGGGGGUUGAGUUGGAAGGUGUUCUUCGUUAACGUAGAGGAGACUGGAGAGCAUGCAGGCGAUGAGGUGAAGCUACCCAAUGCGUGGAGUUAUCGAUAGACUGAAUGAAGAUGGAGGGCCCGAUCUCGGACUUGUCAUGGCUUAUCCUCCCGAAGAAUUGGCCCUUCGAGAUUCUGGCUUCUUUGUUCCAAACUCGGACACCCCUUGGAUUGAAUGGGCAGGAAGAAGAUUCCACAUUGGGAAUAUCAAUGGAGCGAACGUAAUUUAUGUGAUGACUGGAAAGCAAACAACAAGACAAAUGCAUCUCUGACCGUGCAAUUCCUUCUGGACCAAUUUGUUUAACAAAUGGAGUACCCUGCAUUGUUUUCCAUGGAGUUUCGGGUUUGGCUGGAAGGAAUGGACUGCUUUCUUCACCUAAUUUCAGUUCAUUAGCUUCUGUGAAUGCCUUGACUGUCGCUGCUGAGUUUAUUCACUCAAUCAACGAAGAAAGUCUAGUUAUGACUAGAGGGAUAUGACAUUUGAUCUUAAUUCU